GCGAUGGCGGGAGGCGGCAGCAUGGCGGCCGAGGCGCCGCGGGAAGCGGUGUGGCCGGAGGGCGCGGGGGCCGAGGCGGGCUUCGUGCGCGCUGUGCUCUCCCUGCUCGAGAAGCCAGACACCACCGUGCGCUUCUUCGAGCGCGGCGACUACUACUCGGUGCACGGCGCGGACGCGCGGCUGGCCGCCCGCGAGCUGUUCCGUACGCGGGCCGUCAUCCGGCAGCUGGCGGGCGCGCCAGGAAAUCAGAAACUGGAGAGCGUUGUGCUCAGUAAAAUGAACUUUGAAUCUUUUGUGAGAGAUUUGCUGCUGGUUCGUCAUUACAGAGUGGAAGUUUACAAGAAUAAAGCAGGGAGUAAAUCUGUCAAAGAGAACGACUGGUAUUUAGCAUACAAGGGUUCUCCGGGAAAUCUUGCCCAGUUUGAGGAAGUUCUCUUUGCCAACAAUGAUAUGUCAAUGGCCAUUGGGGUUGUGGGGGUGAAGCUGUCUUCUGCUGAUGGACAAAGAGUAAUAGGAGUAGGGUAUGUGGACACUACGCUGAGAAAACUGAGUGUCUGUGAGUUCCCAGAUAAUGAUCAGUUCUCAAACCUUGAGGCCCUGCUGGUUCAGCUAGGACCUAAGGAGUGUGUGCUGCCAGGAGGAGACACUGCAGGAGAGAUGGGGAAACUGCGGCAGGUCAUUCAGAGAGGAGGAAUCCUGAUUACAGACAGAAAGAAGGCAGAUUUCACGACAAAGGAUAUUGUUCAGGAUCUCAAUCGCUUGUUAAAAUCGAGAAAAGGAGAACAAAUGAACAGUGCAGCAUUGCCAGAGAUGGAAAAGCAGGUUGCUGUUUCAUCUUUGUCAGCCGUUAUCAAGUUUUUGGAGUUGCUGUCAGAUGACUCUAACUUUGGACAAUUUGAACUGACUACUUUUGAUCUUAGUCAGUAUAUGGUUCUAGACAAUGCAGCUGUCCAAGCCCUCAACUUGUUCCAGAGUUCUGUGGAAAAUGCUAAUAAUACACAGUCUCUGGCUGGUUUACUAAAUAAAUGCAGAACCCCUCAAGGACAAAGACUGGUUAAUCAGUGGAUCAAACAGCCACUGAUGGACAAGAAUAGAAUUGAAGAAAGGUUGAAUUUGGUUGAAGCCUUUGUGGUAGAUACUGAACUGCGUCAGGGCCUUCAAGAAGAUCUUUUGCGCCGCUUCCCAGAUCUUAACCGGCUAGCAAAGAGAUUUCAGAGACAAGCAGCAACCUUACAGGACUGUUACCGAAUGUAUCAAGCUAUUCACCAACUGCCUAAUGUUGUACAAGCACUAGAAAAACAUGAAGGAGCUCACCAGAUGUUGUUGUUGGCAGUGUUUAUAACACCUCUUAAUGAUAUCCACUCCGACUUCUCAAAAUUUCUGGAGAUGAUAGAAACAACAUUGGAUAUGGAUAAGGUGGAGAAUCAUGAGUUCCUUGUUAAGGCUUCUUUUGACCCCAACCUGACAGAAUUGCGAGAGAAGAUGAAUGAGCUGGAAGAAAACAUGCAGACCUUGUUAAAGAGUGCAGCCAAAGAGCUUGGUUUGGAAGCUGGUAAAAGUAUCAAAUUGGAGUCAAAUUCACAGUUUGGACACCACUUUCGAAUUACUUGCAAGGAAGAAAAGGUUCUUAGGAACAAUUCAAAGUACAAGAUAACUGAUACACAGAAGAAUGGUGUGAAAUUUACAAACAGCAAGCUGAGUGCCAUCAAUGAGGAUUACAUAAAGAACAGAGAAGAGUACGAAGAGGCUCAGGAUGCAAUUGUUAAGGAAAUUAUUAACAUCGCUUCAGGUUAUGCAGAGCCAAUACAGACCAUGAAUGAUGUAAUAGCUCAGUUAGAUGCAAUUGUCAGUUUUGCUCAUGUGUCAAACGGAGCGCCAGUGCCGUAUGUUCGUCCUGUCAUUCUGGAAAAGGGGCAAGGAAGGAUUGUGCUGAAAGGCGCCAGGCAUCCUUGCAUCGAAGUGCAAGAUGAGGUGGCCUUCAUCCCCAAUGAUGUUACAUUUGAGAAGGGCAAGCAGAUGUUCCACAUUAUUACUGGCCCCAACAUGGGUGGAAAGUCAACGUAUAUCCGACAGACAGGAGUCAUUGUUCUUAUGGCCCAAAUUGGGUGCUUUGUACCAUGCGACUCUGCAGAAAUAACCAUUGUGGAUUGCAUCCUGGCUCGAGUAGGAGCUGGAGACAGUCAGCUGAAAGGUGUGUCUACUUUCAUGGCUGAAAUGUUGGAAACUGCUUCAAUCCUUAGGACAGCAUCUGAAAACUCUUUGAUAAUUAUUGAUGAGCUGGGAAGAGGAACUUCAACCUACGACGGCUUUGGCUUGGCGUGGGCUAUUUCAGAGUACAUUGCUAGCAAAAUUUGUGCUUUCUGUAUGUUUGCUACACAUUUUCAUGAACUGACAGCUCUUGCUGAUCAAGUUCCAACAGUAAAUAACCUACAUGUUACUGCUCUAACCAGUGACGACACACUGACAAUGCUGUAUCGUGUCAAGGCAGGUGUUUGUGACCAGAGUUUUGGAAUACAUGUAGCAGAGUUGGCAGCUUUCCCAAAACAUGUGAUAGAAAGUGCAAGAGAGAAAGCACUGGAACUGGAGGAGUUUCAAGACAUUGGCAGGCCCAAGGAAUCUGAAGGAGAGCCAGCAGCCAAGAAAUGCUACAGAGAAAGAGAGGAAGGUGAAAAGAUCAUUCAGGAUUUUCUCUGUCAAGUGAAAGCAUUGCCCCUGACAGAUAUGUCAGAAGAAGACAUCAAAACCAAGCUGAAGCAGCUGAGAGCUGAUGUGUUGGCAAAGAACAACAGUUUCGUGAAUGAAAUCAUUUCCAGAACAAAAGUUACACCAUGAAAGAUGUGAAAACAGGAUGCAGCUCUUGAAGUUGUUUUUUUUUUAAAAUUGAUUGCAAGAACUACCAUUUUCUUGUUUUAUAGUUUUUAUGUGUGAUAAUGCUUUGUAUGGAUUUAUGUAGGUUUUUUUUUUUUUUUGAAUUGUAAUUGUUAAAAAACUAAAAUUCUGCACCCAUUCUUUACCAGGUUCCUGCUUUAGCUCCCAUUUCUUGUGUUCUCUUAGAAAUCUUCAAUAAAAUGCUUUUUUUUUUUUUGUAUUGAAAGAAUUAUUCAAAUCAUAUAAUCUUUUGCCAGAACAGAAGUGUGCCAUUAAGGAUAACCCUUCAGAUAGCAUAUAACUGUCACAGACUUGAAAAACAGCAUCUCAUAUACACAAAAUCUUUAUCCCAUACAAUUAUGUUGAUUAAUUUGAUAAAGUUUUAGUAAUGCUCUAUUAGUGCUCCAUUAGAAAAAAUCAUCAUAAAAUUUACAGGAGUACCCAGGUGGAGCUUUGGUGGAAUCAUAGAAUGGUUUGUGUUAGAAGGGACCUUUAAGAUGAUGUAGUUCCAACCCCCUGCUAUAGGC
Messenger RNA from Phasianus colchicus (ring-necked pheasant), 3395 nucleotides. It is a transcript of the gene MSH2, whose product is annotated as mutS homolog 2. Gene Ontology annotation, cellular component: nucleus; MutSalpha complex. The record is from RefSeq and is a predicted model, not a curated record. NCBI's taxonomy places the organism in Eukaryota, Metazoa, Chordata, Aves, Galliformes, Phasianidae. Gene Ontology annotation, biological process: mismatch repair; mitotic recombination; somatic recombination of immunoglobulin genes involved in immune response. Gene Ontology annotation, molecular function: ATP-dependent DNA damage sensor activity; ATP binding; mismatched DNA binding.